Molecule: messenger RNA, 2169 nt
Organism: Aspergillus homomorphus CBS 101889
Lineage: Eukaryota; Fungi; Ascomycota; Eurotiomycetes; Eurotiales; Aspergillaceae
Product: Hsp70 family protein
Exons: 4
Coding region: 1-2169 (722 amino acids)
Molecular function (GO): ATP-dependent protein folding chaperone; ATP binding
Source: RefSeq, a predicted model, not a curated record
AUGAGCUCACGCUUAAACUUCAAAUCGUUCACCUUCGGGACGAAGCGCAACAAGAACCAUUCCACCUCGCAAUCGCAACCCGUGCCGACGAUACCAAGCCCGGGAAUCAGCACAGCGCCCUCGACCAGCACCCUCGUCGCUCCCCCUUCCUCCACCUCGGCCAGCUCCCCACCCUCCCGCCAGAGUUCCUCUACCACUAGUCUACCCAUGAACAAUCAAAAUACCUUGGGCCGUCCCCCAAGUUAUACCUACAACACGGGGGGCCGGCCCACCAGCCCGCUGCCGCCCGGCCCUCACCACCCGCCCGCCAUCAACACCAACCUGCAAUAUUCUCAAUCUCCCAUGGGAGCUCCCCCGGGCUACGGGCCGCAGCAGCCCAUGGCCCCAGGAAUGACUCCCGCCCUCCAUCAGCCCCAAUACUUGCGCAACCCCGCAGUCGAAGUCGAGGGCGCCGGCCGCAGCAAGGCCCAGCUAAUCGUGGGAAUCGACUUUGGCACCACCUUCUCCGGAGUCGCCUUUGCCUUUGCGACCAACAAUGAAGCUCGGGAAGACAUCAUCACAGAGUGGCCUGGGGCAGGAACUCACACCAAACAAAAGAUCCCCACGGUGCUGUACUACGACCAAUACCAGAAGGUGGUGGGCUGGGGCCCGGAUAUUGCGGACGCGCUGGCCCCUACUGGGUACCCCAAGCAAGGGGUCCAAAAGGUGGAAUGGUUCAAGCUCCAGCUCAUGCUCUCGGGCAAUACCUACAUCGACCCCAUCAACCUGCCGCCCUUGCCGCCGGGCAAAUCGGAGAUCGAUGUGGCCGCCGAUUACUUGUUCAAGUUACGACAGGCCAUGCGGGCCCAGCUGCAGAAGACCCUCGGCGAAGUCUUCACGCGAGAAGAACGGAACAUCCGAUACUACCUCACCGUCCCUGCCAUCUGGAAUGACGCAGGAAAGGCGGCGACUCGGGCGGCGGCCCUCCAAGCCGGGUUCUUGCGCGACGAGAAUGAUAAUCGCUUGACCCUGAUCUCUGAGCCCGAGGCAGCUGCGCUCUUCUGUGCCAAGACGGGGCUGUUGAACCUGAAAGUGGGCGACGCCAUUCUCAUUGUCGACUGCGGUGGUGGUACGGUGGAUUUAAUCGCGUACGAAGUGGAAGAAGAGUCACCAUUCAGUGUCGCGGAGUGUACCGGCGGCUCCGGUGAUUCCUGCGGUUCCACUGCUCUUAACCGCAAUUUCAGCAACAUCCUGAGGGCCAAGAUUCGGAAGAUGAAGCUGCCUGACGGCUCACGCACGGCCGGAAAGGUUUAUGCCAAGUGUAUCAUGGACUUUGAGAACCGUAUCAAGGCGGACUUCCGCAACAACGGCCAGAAAUGGGCGGUCGAUGUGGGAAUCGAGGCCGACUUCCCCGAUGCGGGCAUUGAGGAAGGAUACAUGACUUUCACGAAUGAGGAGAUCCUGCAGUGCUUUGAGCCGGUCGUCAACCGCAUUCUCGAGCUGGUGCGCAACCAGAUCAUUGCGAUCCAAGCGCAGAACCGGUCGCUCCAGAACGUGCUCGUGGUUGGUGGAUUCGGUGCGUCCGAGUAUCUCUUCCAGCAGAUCAAGCUGCACGUACCGCCACAAUACCAAACCAAGGUCGUCCGACCGAUGGACUCGGUCGCAGCGAUUGUAAAGGGUGCCGUGACGGCCGGAAUUACCGAGCGGGUGGUCACCCACCGUGUUGCCCGGCGGCACUAUUUGAUGGCCACGCUACAGCCCUUCAAGGAGGGAUAUCACCCUGAACAGUACCGAGUUCCCAGUCUUGACGGUCGCGAUCGCUGCAAGUACACGCGGCAGAUCUUCAUGCAGAAGGGAGAGCGAGUCAAGAUCGGCGAGCCGGUCAAGGUCAGCUUCUUCCGGCAGGUUGCGCCCGGCGCCACCCUCAUGUACGAGGAUAUCUUGUAUGCAUGCGACGAGGAUGUGUGUCCGGAGUACACGAAGGAUCCACGCAUCAAGGAAGUCGUCACGCUUACAUCGGACCUGUCCCGCAAGAACCUGGAAACCGACUUCGAGCGCAUGGACACGCCCCAGGGCACGUUUUACCGUGUUUACUUCGACAUCUACCUGACCCUCGAUGGCAGCGAGUUCAGCGCGGAACUGGUGUGCCAGGGCGAAGUGAUGGGGCGCUGCAGGGCCAAGUUCCGCUAG